Messenger RNA from Kockovaella imperatae, 452 nucleotides. RefSeq lists its product as hypothetical. The transcript has 4 exons. Lineage: Eukaryota; Fungi; Basidiomycota; Tremellomycetes; Tremellales; Cuniculitremaceae. Bases 59 to 331 code for a protein of 90 amino acids. Gene Ontology annotation, biological process: negative regulation of ATP-dependent activity. The record is from RefSeq and is a predicted model, not a curated record. Gene Ontology annotation, molecular function: ATPase inhibitor activity. Gene Ontology annotation, cellular component: mitochondrion.
UGCUCUCACACAAACGUAUAUAACUCUGCUCAGUCAAUUACUAUCGCCACUCCUAACCAUGUCUGCUAUCCGCGCUUUCAGAUCCGCUCGAAUCACCUCGCUCAGAGCACCAACUGUCAUGUUCUCCACCCGAGGCUACGCCGACAGCACCAGACCCGAAGGUCAGACUGCUUCCUCCAAGGGUUUCAGCCAACGAGAGCAAGCCGAGGAGGGACAAUACAUCCGCAAGAAGGAGCAGGAAAAGCUCAAGGAAGCUCAAGACAAGCUGAAGCUUGCUCAGGACGAGGUCGACAAGGCUCAGGAUGCUGUCAACAAAUCCAAGUCCAAGUAGAUGGUCUAUGCGGUAGCAAAGGCCAUACCAUAUCCUGAAUUGUUUACCUUGCGCAAUUCGCAAUGGGCCUCCUCAUAAACCGUCCCAAAGAAAACAAGUAUGCAUAUCAACAAUGUCAUUG